CAGUCGGUGACAGCGGCGGCGGCGCACGCGCAUCUCGUGCUGGCAUCGGAUAUCUAGAAACGAUUUCAUUUCAAAAGCAAUACGAUCGCAGAUAAUUAACGCCCCUUUGACGCCAGUCGUAGGGUGAAGUGAUUCGGCGCAUGUCGCGUUGCAAAAGUGUCCUGAUAAACUGUUUUUCGCGAUAAAAUAUUACCAUGAAGGAGACAAUUAUUUUACUAUUUUCUUUGAUCGGAUUGGCUCUUUCGACCAAUCCCUGCUGUGUCAACGAUGAGAUUAUUCGGCCACGAGGGUUCUGUGGGAACGCCACUUCGAAGAUCAACAUGCAUUGCACCCUCGGACACAUGCUGCUCAAAGACGUCAUCUUAAAUGGCUACAAAGUGUCCACGCAGGAUUCUCCAAGCUAUGUGUUUGUAGAGGAUCCUAGUUUAUACUGUCUUGGCAAAAUGUAUAAGAAUACCAGUGAUCCCAAUCUGGGCACAAUUCCAGUGGCGGUUGUGUGCUUCGAGGAGAUCAAAUCGAGAAGCAAUAACAUCGAGACGGGAGGGGUCCUUACGCUUAUUUCUGUAUUAUUCCUCCUCGCCACAUUCGCGGUUUACAUGUAUAUGCCGCAAAUGAGGGAUCUCCAGGGCGUGUGUUAUAUGUGCAUGUGUGCCAGCAUGGCCCUUGGAUUCUUAUCGCUGGGAGUUUUACAACUCAGUCCAGGGUUCAGUGGCGAAAUAUGCACUAUAUCAGGUUUUCUCGUCUACUUCUGGAUGAUGGCUACAUUCUUCUGGAUGAAUGUGAUAAGCAUAAACAUGUACAGAACUGUAGAAGAUGCGAGUUAUUUAAAGAAAACUGAGAAGAAACAAUAUUUCAUAUACAAUUGCUAUGCCUGGGGCUGCACGAUUUUCUUCCUGAUCGUUGCACUCAUUACAAACUUCGCGGAGGGUAAUCACUACAAGCCAGGCAUCGGCGACAACAGUUGCUGGUUCAACGGUCGUACUGAAACAUGGAUAUUUUUCUACGGUCCGAUAGCCAUUCUUAUUGCAGUGAAUGUUAUCCUAUUUGUUAUGUCAUCGAUUAGUUUAUGGAGGCACACCAGAAAAUACGAAGUGAACAAGCUAAAUAAUCUUAAGCACAAGUUCCUCGUUUCCCUUAAACUUUUCCUCGUUAUGGGAAUAUCUUGGAUUUUUGAAAUUGCCAGCUUUGCACACGGUGCAGAACACAUUAUUUGGAAAAUAAUGGACACGUUUAAUUGCCUCCAAGGAGUGGUAAUAUUUUUGAUAUUGGUGGUGUUCAGAAGGCGAGCCAUACAAGGAUUGGCUAGCGAGAACUGCUGCUUGUGCAUAACCCGCCCAUUAGCCGAAAAACUAAGUCCCCACGACGAUAAUGAUGACCAGCAAAUUCUAGCCGAUGAUACUGUAGAAGUCAGGCUCAAUUAAAAGAAGGACUUAGAAAUAUUAAAUAUAGAAUCUUAUUUUUUUAAUUUAAUUUCUUGCCAGGAUUCAGCUGGUAUAAAACAGAUAAUAUAAUUUAUUAGCUCAGUGCAAUACUCAGUAUGUAAAAUAUUGUAAAAU
This is a messenger RNA of Vanessa atalanta (red admiral), 1556 nucleotides long. Its product is annotated as probable G-protein coupled receptor Mth-like 3. The record is from RefSeq and is a predicted model, not a curated record. NCBI's taxonomy places the organism in Eukaryota, Metazoa, Arthropoda, Insecta, Lepidoptera, Nymphalidae. The coding region runs from base 195 to 1421 and encodes 408 amino acids. Gene Ontology annotation, molecular function: G protein-coupled receptor activity. Gene Ontology annotation, biological process: G protein-coupled receptor signaling pathway; cell surface receptor signaling pathway. Gene Ontology annotation, cellular component: membrane. The transcript is spliced from 9 exons.